AUCAACGCAAAUGCCUCCUUAACUGUGUCUUUGGCACAGACUCCUUACUGCAAGAAGCACAGAUAUGAUCCCCAGAACCCCCUCUGUGCCCACAUAAUCUUCUGUGGGAGUAUUGUAAAGGUGAAUGAUUCAGAAGCGGGUUUAGCAAAAAAAGCAUUAUUCAGUCGCCACCCUGAAAUGGAAAGUUGGCCUAAGGAUCAUAAUUGGUUCUUUGCCAAAUUCAACAUCACCAAUAUUUGGGUCCUGGACUACUUUGGUGGAUUGAAAAUUGUGACACCAGAAGAAUAUUACAGCGUCAAGCCUUAG
Molecule: messenger RNA, 306 nt
Organism: Balearica regulorum gibbericeps (East African grey crowned-crane)
Lineage: Eukaryota; Metazoa; Chordata; Aves; Gruiformes; Gruidae
Source: RefSeq, a predicted model, not a curated record